UUUGCGAUUCCCAGCGACAAGAGGAAAAAAAAAGCAUAGCCACGGGGCAAUACCGAUCCGGCCCUGUUUUGAAAGCGAAACGAGCAGAGAGGCUCGAAGGCAAGUUUGCCCGCGAGCGAGACGCGAAUCUCACGCUGCGACGUGUCGUGUCCGAUAUGAGAGACAGCUUUUCUCGGCGGUUGCCGCCGCCGCCGAUAGAAAGUGGUCAGCCAAUGGGCUGAGAACGGUUCCUCCGGUCGGCCGAGUUCCCGAGAAGUGCCGCGCCGGUGGCGGCGGCGUAUCCCCGGCAGUGUCGCGACAGCGGAUCAGCCCGUUGGAUCGGUCGGAUGAUACAUCGCCGUGGCUACGGUGAUCGCACGAGCUGAACGAGGGCGUCGAGGCACGUGAAUCGGGAUCCCGCACACGCGACUGUCGGCCCUCUGAACUGUCGCCGGGACGCACACGCGCGAGAACGAUGAAGCUCCAGGAAGCGGCGCUCCUCUGCGUCGUCCUGACCGUCGUCGCAGUGCACUGUCAGAAGAACAAAAAGGACGAGGACAAGAAGGACGAGGAGUUCAGGUGUCCCGAGGGCCAGGGUAACGGCAACUUCGCCGAUCCGGCGACCUGCAGGAGGUUUUAUCAAUGCGUGGACGGAUAUCCCUAUCUGAAUCGAUGUCCAUCGGGCUUGCACUUCGACGACAUCAGCAAAUUUUGCACCUUCAAAAACGAAGCGCGAUGCGGACCUAUCGAGGCCACACCGGCGCCGAUCACCGAGCCGCCGACGGAUCUGGCCGAGCGCUGCGACACGGCGACCUGCCAGCUUCCGUAUUGCUUCUGUUCCAGAGAUGGCACAAUCAUUCCCGGCGGUCUUCAUCCGGAAGAGACGCCGCAAAUGAUAAUGAUGACGUUCGACGGCGCCGUAAAUCACAACAACUUCGAUCACUACCAGAAGAUAUUCACCCAAGACCGACUGAAUCCCAACAACUGUCCGCUGAGGGGCACGUUCUUCAUCUCUCACGAGUACUGCAAUUACAAUAUGGUCCAGAGCCUGGCGCACGACGGCCACGAGAUCGCGACGGAGACAAUCUCGCUUCAGAAGGGCCUGGAGGACAAGGGCUACGAGGAGUGGGUCGGCGAGAUGAUCGGGAUGCGCGAGAUACUGAAGCACUUCAGCAACAUCUCGACCAGCGAAGUGGUCGGCAUGCGGGCGCCUUAUCUGAAGCCCGGUCGCAACACCCAGUACAAGGUGCUCGAGGACUUCGGCUACAUAUACGACAGCAGCGUGGGGAUCUCGCCGCUGAAGGUGCCGAUCUGGCCGUACACUCUCGACUACAAGAUCCCGCAUGAGUGCAAGGCCGGCACCUGUCCGACCAAAUCGUUCCAAGGCAUCUGGGAGCUGCCCCUGAAUGCGCACUAUGUGGAGAGUUACGAAGGUGGACACUGCCCUUACUUGGAUCAAUGCGUCCUUCACAAUCACGAUCCCGAGGAGGUGUUCGAGUGGCUGCAGGAGGACUUCAACAGAUAUUACGAACAAAACAGAGCGCCGUACAUGAUGCCCUUCCACACUAAUUGGUUCCAAAUUAAAGAGCUGGAGCGCGGCCUGUCGAAAUUCCUCGACUGGGUAGUGACGCUACCUGAUGUUUACUUCGUGACCGCCACGCAGGCGUUAACAUGGAUGACCGAUCCGAAACCGAUUAAAGCUCUGCAUAAUUUCGAAGGGUGGACGUGUAAAAAGAAAGAGAAUCUGCCAGGACCACCGUGCAACAAUCCACAUAAGUGCGCUUUAGAUUUCAAGCCUCCUGAAGCCAAUUUCACGACGACAAGGUAUCUGGAAACGUGUAGAGAAUGUCCAAACAAGUACCCCUGGUUAGGAGAUUCAAAGGGUACAGGCCUAUUUAAUGAUAAUUACAAUCCUGAAAAGAAAUAGGAGUGUCACUUUGAAUAAGUUAGAUUUAAUUUCAGCGCGAGCAAUUCGCGUUUCGUUCGUUGUUAUCAAAAUGGAUGCUGCGUGUAUGCGAUAAAUCCAUUGUCAAGCAUAUCAGGCAUCUUUCUUACCAAUCUAUCAGAAAAACCUUUAUAAAAUUUCAAUUUGCAUCUCAAUUGUACAAGUUAAUGUUCGUGGACUUAAUACUUUUAUUCCUAUAUAGAUUAUAUACUCGACAACUGUUUGCAAGCGUCUGUAAUGUUAAGUGUGUACUGUUC
Messenger RNA from Linepithema humile (Argentine ant), 2181 nucleotides. It is a transcript of the gene Cda4, whose product is annotated as chitin deacetylase Cda4. Gene Ontology annotation, cellular component: extracellular region. Gene Ontology annotation, biological process: carbohydrate metabolic process. NCBI's taxonomy places the organism in Eukaryota, Metazoa, Arthropoda, Insecta, Hymenoptera, Formicidae. Gene Ontology annotation, molecular function: chitin binding. The record is from RefSeq and is a predicted model, not a curated record.